Caretta caretta (loggerhead turtle) is the source of this 1914-nucleotide messenger RNA. RefSeq names its product BLOC-1 related complex subunit 6 (gene BORCS6). Lineage: Eukaryota; Metazoa; Chordata; Testudines; Cheloniidae. The record is from RefSeq and is a predicted model, not a curated record. Gene Ontology annotation, cellular component: BORC complex. Gene Ontology annotation, biological process: lysosome localization.
GGAAAGGUGCACAGAGGAAGCAGGGAAGUGGGCAGACUGGAUCGCUGGUUUCUCCCUGCGUCCCUCCCCAGGCUCCUCCUCCGGUCCCUCUGUCCCCCUCCCGCGCUCUCCCGGCCUGUGCGCGCUGGGAAGCCCCAGGCCGGAGCAUGGAGAGGGGCGCAGGCCUGCCGCAGCACAUCAUGGCCCAGGUGCGCGUCCAAGCCCCGGGGGCCGCGGCCAGCCGGGAGGAUCCGUGCCGGGAAGGCUCGCGGAGGCAGCAAGCGGCUGCCGCCGGGGACAGGCUGGCCGGAGGGCGGCUGCUGGACAGCCGCAGCUUGGAUGGGAUCAGCCAGGCGUACGGGGCCAGCCGGGCGCAGGAGGGGCGCCGCGCCACCAUCUCCAGCGCCCUGGAGCUGGAAGGGACGGUCAGCCACGACGGGGACCUCACCCACUUCGUGGCCAACAACCUGCAGCUGAAAAUCAAGCUGAGCUCCCGGGGCAGCCUGGAGGAGCCGGAGCCCCCGGGCCAGCCCUUCCCAGGGCUGGGGCGGAGCAAAGCGGCCGACAUCCCCCCCAUUGACCCCGCGGUGCUGACGGAGCUGGAGCGCCUGACCCAAGAGGUGGCCCACAAGGUGGACCAGAUGAUGAGGAGCUUGAACGGCAGCAUCCAGAACAUGACGGCCCUGAGCGUGGGCUACAUCCAGACCUACCGGGACGCCGUGGACAGCUUGGGCGAGUCCGUAGACAUGAGUAUCAAAGGGAUGUACACCCUGAUGGCCCGCUGCGAGGAGCUGGACCGCUCCAUGCAGCCGGUCCACGCCCUGGCCAAACAGAUCCGGGAGAUCAAAAGGACCCUGGAGAUAUUGGAGUCACUGUGCAAGUAGGGCCGGUGGAAAACAUUUCGCAGCUGCUUUGUUACUAUCGGGGGAGGGGGACCGCUGUGCUGGUUGCAAACUCCAAAAGGGAACAUGUAAUGUGUGUGGUUGUGUGUUUCUUUCAUGUCUUGUGCUGCCAUAAGCCUGUUACACUAAAAGCAGACACUGCUUUGCCGAGGAUGUGUCUGAAAGGGGCUAAUGUCCCCUGACCAAUUACUUGAAAAUUUCCCACCCUCCCUGUUCGUUAGAGGGGAUGAUGCAUGCUCAGGAUUUCAAAGGACCCUAAGGGAAUGAUGCUCUCAAAUUCAGUAGGAACCCAACUUCAGUGGGAGUUGGGCUGCUUUCAAAAUCCCAGCUGGGAAGAAUUGUCAGCUGGACAAGGAAUAGUGAACUGGAUUCCCUCAUCUGUGUAUUUCACCUUUCCCUGUAAAAUAAGAAUAUUUAUACUUAAUAAAACCACUCUGCAAUUUGCCAAACAACUUAAAAUGUGUCCAUAGGAAAGAACUUCUGCUAUUGAGGCUUCCCGGUGUUAUUUUCAAAAGAGCCCAGCAUUGCUCUUGCCUUGCUCCCUUUGAAGUCAAGGGGAGGUUUACCUCCCAUUUCAAUGGGUGAAGAACAAGGCCCGCCCUGAGUGGUUUUGAAAUUCCCAUGCUCUCCAUAUUCAGCAGCUGAGGAGUUUGCCCUACAAGUGGAUGUGCAGGAUGCCGGCUCAGAAGCAGAUUCUGAAUCCUCUCUCAAAACCUCUGAUGACUCUCACAUUCGCUUCCACAUUUAGCAGCCUAACCUGUGACCUAUAUUAAAUAUGGAAGAAAUGACAGCUGUGUACAUAUGCUCUGUGGACCUUAUACCCUUCAACUGGUUAAUUUCUUUGUUUUAGUACAGCAGGGCUGCAUGUAUUUAAUAUUUGGCAUGUGGUAUGGAAGUGCUCCUUUCAGUGUAUCUGGGGAACAGAAAGAAUUAGCUAUAGAGCCCCAAGGCCUUCCUCAGUUCCAGAGAGGACCAGGCUAUGCUGUAUGGGGGGGAACUUAAUAAAGACAGGAACUUCCUGCUCUCAGCUGUU